AGAUAUUCAGGAAGUCAAUUGCGCAGAUAUAGCUUUCUACUUUGCCGCAGAACGUGACGUUCAAAUGGACGCUCGGUGAACCCUAAUACAUGGAAAUGGGCAGCUUUCAUAGAUCUCCAGUCAUGAUGAUAUGUACAUGUAAACUGCUACUCGGCCUUUUGAUCCUACACGGUGCAGCUGCGAUUUCUCCGCGGCCUCGAUUUGUGCUGCAAGGAAGCCGGGCGGGCAACAUAGCAGCCGAGGGCGACGCUCCUGCAGCAUCCAAGCCCCUUUACCAAAGGUUGCAGCGUCCGUUUGCAAAGGUUGUAAAGGAGUCAAUCCGAAAGGACCUGAUCGGGCAAUGCUCGGAGCGAUGGCGUAAUGCCACGCUGGACCACUUCAGUCAGGUUCCCCCCGCGGGAGGCCAGACCACCUUCCUUCAGCGCUACUUCGUGUGCUCCAACCACUGGCAACGGCGGGGGCCGGACGGAGAGGGGAGCAGCGGGCCCAUCUUCUUCUACCUCGGUAAUGAGGCGGACGUCACGCUCUACCUGAACAACACGGGCCUUAUGUGGGAGAGCGCACCCGACUUUGGAGCCAUGCUGGUGUUUGCGGAACACAGGUACUACGGUGAAUCCGUACCGUACGGCAAGAAUGUACGGAAACACAUGGGCUAUCUGUCGGCAGAGCAGGCCAUGGCGGACUACGCUCAGCUCAUUACGGAGAUCAAGGAUGAGUACGAAGCGUACGACAGCGCUGUGAUCGGUUUCGGCGGUUCGUACGGCGGCAUGCUAGCUACCUGGAUGCGACUCAAGUACCCUCAUCUGCUCGACGGAUCCAUCGCUGGUUCGGCACCCAUCUGGAAUUUCCUAGGGGAGACGCCUCCCUUCGACACCGGCUCAUUCGCCAAGGGCGUCACGUACGACGCAUCGGAUAUCGCCGGCUCGGCGCCCGCUUGCAUUAGUAAUGUCCGCGACACGUGGGAUCUUCUCAAGGUGUACGGCAGCGACGAGGAAGGUCGCAAGUUCCUAUCUGAGGGGCUGCGGCUGUGUCCGAAUGUGCGGUUGAAGGACGAGGGGGAUGUGGAGUACCUGCGCGCAUGGCUGGGCUCUGCUUGGGACAGCAUGGCCAUGGGCAACUUCCCGUACCCCUCAUCGUACAUCACUAACGGUCACGGCCAACUGCCAGCCUUCCCGGUGCGAGUGGCGUGUGCGGCGCUGGAGGGGCGGCGGCUGAGUGACCAGGAGCUGCUGGAUGCCAUGGCGGAGGCUGUGGGUGUGUUUUACAACCACACGGGCGGCGCCGACUGCUUCGACCCGUGGGUCGGCGGCAGCGACCCGGACAGCGACCAUGACGCCGACUGGUGGGACUACCAGUGGUGUGCUGAGAUGCUGAUGCCCUUCUCAAUGAACGGAGUUGACGACAUGUUCUGGCACGAGCCCUUCGAUCUGUCUGCCGCCACCGCCGCCUGCCAGCAGCACUGGGGGGUCACACCGCGGCCGCUGUGGGCAAACACACAGUGGGGCGGUCGACGCAUCUCCGCGGGCUCAAACAUCGUCUUCUCCAACGGGCUGCUGGACCCCUGGCAUGGCGGCGGAGUGCUGACGGAUGUGUCCGACUCCCUUCCGGCAGUUAUCAUCCCGGAGGGCGCACACCAUCUGGACCUCAUGUUCAGCCACCCGGACGACCCGCUCUCCGUCACCGAGGUGCGCAACUUCCAACGUGAGGCCAUCCGCAGCUGGAUCAAGAAGCGACCGCCCACCACCACCACCACCACUGCCAGCACUGCCGCCGCCGCCGCCGCCGCCAGCAGCAGCAGCAGCCGCAGCAGUGCCACUAGCAUGUCCGCCCCUAACGGCGGCAGCAGCGGUGACACCGGGGUUACUAGUAGCAGCAGGAGCAGCAGUGCCGCCACCGCCAC
Molecule: messenger RNA, 1900 nt
Organism: Astrephomene gubernaculifera
Lineage: Eukaryota; Viridiplantae; Chlorophyta; Chlorophyceae; Chlamydomonadales; Astrephomenaceae
Source: the annotation of a GenBank genome assembly